This is a messenger RNA of Nicotiana tabacum (common tobacco), 3597 nucleotides long. Its product is annotated as UBP1-associated protein 2C. Gene Ontology annotation, molecular function: RNA binding. Lineage: Eukaryota; Viridiplantae; Streptophyta; Magnoliopsida; Solanales; Solanaceae. Gene Ontology annotation, cellular component: nucleus. The record is from RefSeq and is a predicted model, not a curated record.
UGUAGUUGUAGGGUUUUAUUCCAAAGCGGCAACGCGCUACGUACUAUACAGUUACCAAAUCACAUUCUCUCUCUAGGGUUUACUUUCUCUCUCUUUCUCCUAGGGUUUCUGCGAUGGAUCUAACGAAGAAACGCAAGGCAGAUGAGAACGGCGGUGCUUAUCCUGUAUCUAACGAACUCGUUACCGCCGCCGCUCCUCCGGCACUCGGCGUUCUCUCCCCCGAAGACAUCGACAGAAUUCUCGAACCGUUCACGAAAGACCAGUGCAUCUCAAUCCUCCGUAACGCCUCCCUUCGUUACCCCGAUAUCCUCGAAGCUGUUCGUUCCAUCGCCGAUGCCGACGUCUCUCAGCGCAAGCUUUUUGUCCGUGGUCUUGGUUGGGAGACCACUACCGACAAGCUCAAACAGGUUUUUUCUGCAUACGGAGAACUCGACGAGGCCAUAGUUAUAACCGACAAGGCCUCGCAGAAAUCAAAAGGCUAUGGUUUUGUAACUUUCAAGCAUGUGGAUGCGUCGAUUCUUGCUUUAAAGGAGCCCAACAAGAAAAUUGAUGGCCGUAUUACGGUGACACAGCUGGCAGCUGCAGGUAAUGCGGGGAAUUCACAGUCUGCUGAUGUGGCGCUUAGGAAGAUCUAUGUUGGUAAUGUUCCAUUUGAGAUUACGUCUGAGAAGCUUUUGAAUCACUUUUCCAUGUACGGAGAGAUUGAAGAGGGGCCUUUGGGAUUUGAUAAACAGACUGGAAAGGCAAAAGGUUUUGCGUUUUUUGUGUACAAGACUGAGGAAGGAGCAAGGGCGUCUUUGGUUGAUCCUGUGAAGACGAUUGAUGGACAUCAGGUGUUGUGCAAAUUGGCGACGGAUAAUAAGAAGGGGAAGCCCCAACAUAAUAUGGGGCCUGGUGGAAUGUCCAAUACUGGACAUCCUACAGGAAUGCCUGGUGAUGAUAGGGUUGGAACGAUGCCUGGUUCUAAUUAUGGUGUUCCUGUAAGCGGGUUGGGUCCGUAUCCUGGGUAUUCAGGUGUGCCUGGUCCAGGAAUGCAGCAGCCACCGCCUCAGCCUGGAAUGGUGGCACAUCAGAAUCCACAUCCUGUUGGACCUGGAUAUGGAAACCAAGGACCGGGUUCUUUUACUGGCAGUGCUGGUGGAUAUGCUGGCGCUGGUGGGUAUGGUGGUGGUGCAGGGGAUUACACUGGUGGACUUGGAAAUGCUGGUUACAGGAUGCCACAAAGUUCUGCUGGAAUGCCUAGUUCAGGAGGUUAUCCAGAUGGUGGUAAUUAUGGAUUACAGUCGGGUUAUCCCUCACAGGUACCACAACCAGGAGGAGCAGUGGCCAGGGUUCCACCAGGUGGGAUGUACCAGGGCAUGCCCCCAUACUACUGAGGUGUAUUGAGAGCUUCUUGGACGCAACAUGCUUUAAAUGGUUGUGCUGAUUUCCUGAUUGCAGACUCUGAAAUCUUUGUUGCCAUGGACUGCUGUACAUCUGUUGCUGCUUCACCUAUCUGCUCCUAUGUGUGGCUGUUAGUUAAUAUUUGCUAGAUUCAAGCUAGGACUAGGUUACUUUAAAAAUUGCUGUAUCUUUUGUUUAGUGUAUUGUGGAUUAUGUCAGUUUUGCUAUCUAAUAUUACCCGUACUUCCCGUUUCUUGUAUGUUUCUUAUCUGGCAAUCUUUCUAAAUGAUCUUUCUAAUGAUCUGGAGAAUAUGGCGUUCUUCUAAGUCUUCUAUCAUGUUAUAUGAUAGCCAUUAUUGGCUUAGCUUUUUUAUAUGUAGACUAUGAAGGAUCUUUAUAUUCGAUGAUCUGAAACAAAAUAUUCGAUGCAAACAAAAUCUCUAUAUUAUUUUAAUUUUAAUUAUAGUAUUUUAAAAUAAAAACAAUACUAAUUCAUACAUAUCUGGAGCGGUGAUUGGAAGAUUGAGAAGCACAAAAGUUUUGUGGUAUUAAGUUCUAAAAUGAACACCGUGUGACUGUACUGCAUUUUCUAGUUGUCUCAAUAACUAGUGAAGAGAAGGGUCUUUUUUGAUGCUGUCAGUCACUGAUUUGAAUCGAUAAUCUGAAGCAAGGGCAAUAUAUUCAUAUUGUUUUUAUCAGAAUUAUGUCCAUAAACAUCUGGACUGGUGUUAGGGAGACUGGAAACUUGCAAAUGUUAUGUGGUAUCAAGAACCAAAAUCUGCUGUUUGCCAAUUUGCCUGCAUUUUUUAGCUGUCUCAAUAACCGGUGGCAUAGCUAUCACUUGUCGAAACAGAAAAGAAGAAAAUGAAAACUCUAGUUUGUUUUUCCUUUAAAUCCACCUUGUUUGGAAUUAUUGGAAUAUACUCCAGGAAAAAAUCCACUUAUUUUUGGGGAAUUAUCUCAUUAUUUGUUCUACCAUCUGAAGAUCCUUGUUACUUUUCUUCCUCUCCUAAUUUCCUUGUUUUCUUUUGUGGGUGAACUUGGGAAAGGGAGAUAGUGUGAAGUCAGUCGGGUUAACAAACACGUAAUGCAAGUGCGUCUCUGUGUGUGUGUUGUCUUGUGGGCGGGUGGUUUGAUGUAUCAGUGACUUGAGCUUAGCAGAAUCCUGUCUACAUCACUAUGCUGUUGCUGUUUCCAGGAUUUGUGUUCGAUUGAACCUAAUACUAGCUUUGUACUUGCUCCAAAUUGAACAUGUGUCAUUUGUGUCAUAGUUUUGGCUUUCACCAUUUCUCAAGCAUACUGGAUCUAUUUUCAGCUUAUUUGGUGGUUCCUGUUCAUGAUUUGCACUGUAUUUAGAUCUAUUAUUGAAUCUAAGUGGUGAUGCCUGUUAAAUUCCUAUACAUAAUCAGAAAGUGAUUGCUUGUUCUUUGAAAUUGAAAUCAAGAUGGUUAUCUAUUCCUGCUAUGGUCUGUGGUCUACCCUGGUUGGCAUGAGGGCAUAGAAUUAGUUUUGUUGUGAUUUCGACAUGCUAUUGGAAACAAGUUCCUAUUUUCAUCUUUCAUUGGCGCUGCUUGAGCAAUGUUCCUGGAAUUGUAUUAGAUUUAAUUCGCAGUCAAAAGGAUUAUGGAACAUACCAAUUUCUUGCUUAAGGUCACGUGUUGUAUUCACUUUUAAAAAGUAUUUCCAAAUUGGAAACUAGAUGUGUCAGAAACAAAGUUCUCACCCGUCUCAGUCUAAAGUUUGAUUUUUUGGAUUUAAAUAAAUAUUUCUUUGGCGGUUGCCAUCUAAAUCCUAAGUAAGUCCUUGAUGUCAUGAUGCAUGUCUCCGAUUGUAAUUGCAAAGGUUAUGCCUAGAUUUUUUUUGUUUUUUGUUUCUUAACCCAAUUGAGUUCCUCUGCUGCCUACCCUGCUGAUGUGAAAGUGUAGUCACCAGAACAAAAUCCUUUUCCUUGUUGUUUGGUGGCUCUCCACUCACCAUUGCAGAGAUGCGAUGGGGGUGGGGAGAGUGAAAGCUAUGUUGCAGGUACCGAGGUAUUGAAUUCUAACAUAAUGACGGCUGCUAAUUUGGCGAAGAUCAAGGUGCGGUAGAUGAGGAAAAUGCUGAAUGGUGGGACGACCUGGCUCGAAGGCCAUAAAAGAAAUUUGUUGUACUAGAUCUAGGACUCUAUUGUUGUACACUUUGAGCAAUAAGAAUAAAAUGUCAAAAGUUAGUUAA